GCAAUAAGCGAUAAAAAAAGCACUCACACAGUCACACGCGUUGGACAUUAUUUGUGAGUUUCGUGUAAGAAGACUUUGAAAAAGGCACAUCAGAUCAGCAUAUUUAUUGAUUGUUUGGAUACCUCAGAACUCGGCCCUCACUGGGAGUGCAGUAGCGCGUAAAUGUUUCGUCAGGCGAAGGACACGCGUAGACGAAUGAAAUACCAAUAGGCGAUCGCAAAGCUGAGUGUGUGAAAAAAGCACAGGCUCGAGAGCACGCUUCUGCGUUUACGUCGCGGGAUAUGGCGACACGUCAGGAUGACCGCGGCGAUGAGAUUGGUGGGGGCAGUGAGCCUGCCUCCUAUCAUAUUUUACCGCACACGGAGGAAAUGGCGAAUUAUUUGGCCCAUCAACAACAACAGCAGCAGCAUCAGCAUCAAAACUUUCUGCUGCAUCAGCAACAUGGUCAAGCUCCCCCCGGACCCAUGAUGUGGACACAGCCACCUCCGCACUUGGGUGGCCCGUAUCCACCGCAUCUCCAGCAGCAACAGCCGCAGCCGCAGCCACCACCGCAGCCUCCACAUGUGUAUAAUGAAUAUCUGUAUAACCUGGCGUAUUCGGGGCAGCCUGGACAGCCCGAGACUUACUCGGUCCUGCCCGUCGGGCAUGGGAACUUUCUCAAAGUGUAUCACUGUCCCGAGAAUCCCGUCAACGAUGGUACCGCUCCCCACUUCACGCAUAUCAACAUGGCAUCACUGAACCACCAGCAUCCACAUCACCAAGGCCCACCACCGACACCCCCCCAGCCAACGCCUCUUUAUGAACUAUUCGCCGCCGGUCCCUUGCUGCCGAAGCCCGAGAUGAAUAUUAUCGGAGCUGCGGCAACCCAGCCUCAACCAUCACAGCUCCAGCCUCAGCCUCAGCCUACCCAUACUAAUCCACAACCACCUCCGCCCCCUCCUCCGCAAGUCCUCCAUCCUCCAAGUAGUGCAAAUCUGCUCAUCAAUAACCUGGUGAACAACUGGUCGCCCAAUCUGACAGGAGGAAGCUACAUACAAUUCGGGGACGAGAUUAAUGAAAACGCCGCCAGCCAGAUGGACCAGCCGCAGCCGCCUGCACACCAUCAGCAGCAAUCGCAGGCCACGCAGCAGCAGCCCCAGCAGCAGCCUAAGCAUCAGCCGCAGAAGGAACAAUUGAGCAAACCCGUAAGCCCUCUGCCGACGAACGAAAAGACCGCCAAGUCGUUGAAAGUACUGCCUCUGGCCACUGAAAGCAUCUCACCAACUGGCAGCAUCAACAAGUCAACUAUUGUGGUGUCUGGUCAGCCCGAUGGCAAGAAGCGCAUAGUUGCCGAGGUUAAGCCCAUGCCGAUGUCAUACUCGGAUGUCCUCAGCAAGGGUACACAGUCGAGCGGCGCAAGCGGCGAGACGCGUGCAGCUAACGGAUUGGACUAUGGAAGUCAACAGCAGCAGCAGCAGCUGCGACGUCAGGGUAAAGAGGAGGGCGUCGGAGGUCGGGAGUUGCGUACGGCGAAACGUUCUCCACUGCAUGAUGCAAAGGAUACGCCGCUUGUGCUGGCCUCGAAUGCUGGCCAUGCGCAUGGCAACCGUGGAAAGAAGCGUGGACAGUCAAAUCACGCGGGGCAGCUAAAGCAACAGCAGCAGCCACAGAUUCAGCCACAGACACAGCCACAGCAGGCUGCAACGCUGCAGCCCGCUCAGAUCAAAUCGAAUAAAGCCACCAACCAGCAGGAGAAGAAGCGGCCUUUGCAGCCGAGGAGCAACGUUAGGGCUAAUGAGCAAAGGACAACCGCCUCAUCGAUUCCCGCCAGCAACGACAAUGGCAACGGCAGCGCCCAGAACCACACAAACAACAGCAAUUCAACAACAAAUCCUGCCAUCAAUCCAGGCCUUUCGUCCCGCAAGCCGAGCAGCAAUAGCAGCAAAGGCAACGCCAAUGCAAAUCAGUCGAACUCCACUGCCUCAACAACACCAAAUUCUGGCAGCAGCAGCAGCAACAGCAACAACAACACAAACAACAACAAUAUUGGUUCCUCUUCGUCCAAACGAUAUUCCUCCUCGAAUACGAAUCUGAACUCAAAUAACAGCGCUGGCUAUUCGUACUCCUCGAAGCGGAAUCGAAGCAACGCCGCCUACUCCUCCUCCAACUCGCCCUCCCAUGCCAGCAGCUUGUCCAGCAACAGGAACUAUGAGCUGGCCAAGCGAAUUCUACACACUUGGUGGAUUUACACUCUGAAAUUGCUCACCUGGCUGUUCUACCUGGUCUACGACAUUGUUGUGCUGGGCUUCAGCAUGGCCUAUGAUCGGUUGGCAGUGGCUUAUGUGGCCGGUCUGGCCUAUGCGCGGCAGCUGCACAAGGAGCUAAAGCAGAAUUCCGGCAAGCCGAGCAUCUGGUGGCGCAACUACUGGCGACGUUUCGAUGCCCGUUUCGCCAAAACUUCGCGUUGGGCCUUUUGGAGGCGAUUCUACAAACGAAAACCACCUGAACCCACCUCCGAAUCGUUCAAGACGGGGCGCCUGCCACAGACAGGCGAGGAAGCGAUGUACUCGCUGCUUAAUUGUAAAGGAAAAGAUGCAUACAGCAUAUUGGGAGUGCCGCCAGACAGCUCACAGGAGCAGAUCCGUAAGCAUUACAAGAAAAUUGCCGUGCUGGUGCAUCCGGAUAAAAACAAACAGGCUGGCGCGGAGGAGGCCUUCAAGGUGCUGCAGCGAGCAUUUGAAUUGAUCGGGGAACCGGAGAACCGCCUUCUCUAUGACCAAAGCAUCGCAGAAACUCUGCACGCCGAGAAGGCCUGGACGGAGCUGCAUGAUCUGCUGUCCCAACUGCAAACUAAAAUGGCUGAGGCAGCCAACACUAUAAGAUGCAGCACCUGUGCCCAGCGCCACCCUCGCAAACUAACCGAACGUCCUCACUAUGCGGCUCGCGAAUGUGCCUCCUGUAAGAUACGUCACUCUGCCAAGGAUGGGGAUAUCUGGGCCGAGACAAGCAUGAUGGGUCUGCGAUGGAAAUAUUUGGCUCUGAUGGAUGGCAAGGUGUACGACAUAACAGAGUGGGCCAAUUGCCAAAAGGGUGCCCUGUCCCACUUGGAGCCCAAUUCGCAUAUGGUUCAGUAUCGCAUAGUUCGCGGGGCCCAGCAGCAGCCGCCAUCGCAACAGCCGCAACCACACCACCACCCUCAGCAGCAGCAACAGCACCCACACUCGCACCCGCACCACGAUCGUGGUGCGCACCAUCCCGGCGUUGGUGUCAGCGGCGUUAGCGAGGCCACGCUGCACGAGUUCUUGGACAAUUUGUACAGCGGCCAGCAUCCGGGUGCGCACAAUGCCUUUGCGGGCAACGCACGCCGUCGGGCGCGUCGUAACUGAGUCCAAAAUCUCCAAUCCACAAUUAUAAUCCAUGCCCACGCGUGUACAUCGUCGGCUGCGUGGUUUUUUACUCACCUGUACACCUAUGCGCCAGCUGCAACAUCAGAAGCAGAAGCACCAGAAGGCGCAGCAGUGGCCGAGCAAGUACUCAUCUUCUUCCCUUCUCGUCCCACGAUGGCUGGCAACACAGUGGCAACACCCAUCCCAUCAACAGUUGAACAGCCAUAUUAAACACUUCUCUGUAUAGUUUACAUUCAAAAGAUGAUCCUGAAAAUGUUUUACUUGUCACGUAGAAUCGUACAAUUGCCUACCACUUAGAUAACGUCUAUGUUUUAGCCUCUAAUUCUACAUCUACUUCUACUUGUACUUGUACUUCUAAUUCUUCCUAUCAUUUAUGGACAGCUUAACACACGACUAGCUCGUAGCCAACAAGUUUAGCUCUAAGUUCUAACUAUAUUAGCGCACCUCCCCCUCCCCCCACGGUGGCCGCCCAUACGUUUCUGCAGCGUACAGCGAGGAGGUGGGAGGUGGGAGGCACACAUGUAAAAUCUAACGCAUCCAAAUUAAACAUAAAUGUUAAUAAAACUGUA
Molecule: messenger RNA, 3955 nt
Organism: Drosophila guanche
Lineage: Eukaryota; Metazoa; Arthropoda; Insecta; Diptera; Drosophilidae
Product: transcription factor SFL2
Exons: 6
Coding region: 282-3365 (1027 amino acids)
Molecular function (GO): dopamine receptor binding
Source: RefSeq, a predicted model, not a curated record